This is a messenger RNA of Acanthisitta chloris (rifleman), 2307 nucleotides long. It is a transcript of the gene LINS1, whose product is annotated as lines homolog (Drosophila). The transcript is spliced from 6 exons. NCBI's taxonomy places the organism in Eukaryota, Metazoa, Chordata, Aves, Passeriformes, Acanthisittidae. The record is from RefSeq and is a predicted model, not a curated record. The coding region runs from base 1 to 2307 and encodes 768 amino acids.
AUGAAGAUCUCUCUCCUGCAGCAGAUGUAUAAGGAUGUACUGGGAGGCAUUCCCCUGGCAAAGGAAAGCCAGCAUUAUUCCUCCUUACUUCAUCUCUGUGCUGAGCAGUCGCCAGGAGAUGAAUCCUGUCAUGGGAUACAUCCAUCUGCUGAUGGUGGUAUUGGGAGCCACCAGGACACUGGUCUGUCAGAUGAGGUUGUCCCUGCACCAGAUGAUUUAUCAAACAGCUUUGCAAACAUGAGCUCCUCAUUCUGCCCACGAGAAGUGCUGCUGCUUCAGCUAACCUUGAUCAAGAUGAUGGUGGCUAAAGCAGAGUCCCAGCAAAUUGAGCUCAAUACGAGACAAAAGUACCGGGAAAUCUUCAUCCUUCUUUUGAAGGAGGCACAAAUCGACUCAAAAUUGAUUAGCCUGCUGAGUCGCAGUGAUCAGCUGUUAUCUCACAUGGCUUCACGAUGUUUAGCAUCUCUGGUGUAUUUCCAGCUGAAGGAAGAGAACGCGUUGAAUGUCACGUGGCUCACCUUCAGCUUGAACGCUCUGUUGGGAUUCCCUGGGAAUGCCCAGGUGGCUGUUUGCCUGUGGACUCUCACGGCCGUUAUCCAGGAGACCCUGAGAGACGCAGCUCUGCCCAAAGCAGGUGCUUUGAAGAAGUUGCUGGCUCCUCUUGAUGCUGUGCUUGAAGGAUUUUAUAACGCCAUUCUGCUCCAUAAUUUUCACAGUCAUCGCUAUACUUCACCUUAUUCUGAAGCUACAAACAAUCUGAUCAGUUUUAUAGACCUGCUUGAAGCACUUCUGGCUUCCAGAACUGAACUGGAAUCACCACUCAGGUGCCAGAGAGUAUUGUUUUUGAAAGUUUCUUAUGUCCUGAACCUGAUUAGCUCAUCAAUUCCCUAUUUAAUCAAGAAGAAAUUAAUUAUGCUCCUUAAAAAAUGUGUUCUUUAUGAAUCUAGAGAAGAUACUAAGAGUGGAUCACUGUCCUUACAAACCCCAUCUUUAUGUGAGGAUAUGCUUGCACUGAGUAAUGCUGUCCUGCAGGUUGUGAGUUUGACCUGGCUUAAUCAGAUCCCACUGAGUGACAAGACCAGCUACUUUGGAGGCAGUGAAUCUGCUCCUGCAGGUGACACUCAGGGUGCUUCUGACCAAACUGUUCUCAGAGCCUUAAGCCUGGUGGUGCUUAAAGCACUGGAAUUCAAGAUUCACAGCUCUGUGGCAGAAGCAGAAAUCAAAGGAGACUUUGAAAGUUCCAUGUCCCAGCUGUUGGUGUUCUGGAGGAGUCAUGUACAGCCUUCCCCCCAGUCUCUCCCAGUCGUGCAUCACUGUGAAUGGCUCUCCUUGAUUUUCAUGGAGCAAGAUGAUGACAUGUGGGAAGCUGCUAAAGCUUUAUUACUUGUUUAUUUAAAAUUUGGCAGGUCACGGCAUGAGGCUGCUGCUAACUUAAGCCAAAAGGAAGAGGAAUCCUGGGACUUCCUUAUGCAUGCAAGUGGAUAUAAUCCACACUGUAUCUUCUUAUUUUUUCUGGAAAAAAUUGCAUUUGACUCUACAGUACUCCUGGAUUUUUUGAUUUCAUCAGAAACUUGUUUUCUGGAGUACUUGGUGAGGUACUUAAAGCUGCUUGGACAAGAGUGGCCCCAGUUUGUUGAUGUCUGUAACCAUUUUGAUACCAAACAUUGCACUUUUCAAUCCAUUUCUUCUGUCAAGCCACCCCAUCAAGAAAAGCAAAGCUGUGUGACUGAGGAGAGUUUGCAAAAUGCUUGUUGUGAACCAGAACCACAGACUCCAAUGUCUUUGGCUUCUUGUCACAAUUGCUGUGUGUUUACAACAGAGCAAAGUGGUAAUGAAGCUGCAGAGUCGAACCAGUCUGACGCAUUGAUGUGCACUGAUAGUGCCUCUCUGCUGGGUUCUCUUCAAAGCCUUGUUAAUUAUGACAGCUCAGAAGAUUCUGAGUUGGAAUCAGAUGGAACAGAGUGCCUGAUAAACACAAAGCAGGUGCCUUUAAACAAUGAGGGUGAGAUGAGGAGAAGGGAAACUGAUUGCAUUUCCACUGAUGAUAACCAGAAUACACUCACGUCUGAGGUGUUGCCUCUGAGGCAGGAGGGAUCUCAUACCUCGUCCUGUUUGACUCGUAUGGCAUCUUUGGAUAACAUCAUUCCCCUAAGAAUAAUGCUUUACAAAGCAACUAAGUGUUUGGAAGAGCUGCAAAAAGCUAUUUCUAGGUUGCAGAGAAGAAAUCUUUUCCCAUAUAAUCCAUCUGCAUUGUUGAAACUACUGAGCCACAUUGAGGAGAUGAGUAAAAACAUGAAUCCACAAUAA